Messenger RNA from Vollenhovia emeryi, 502 nucleotides. It is a transcript of the gene Tom7, whose product is annotated as mitochondrial import receptor subunit TOM7 homolog. NCBI's taxonomy places the organism in Eukaryota, Metazoa, Arthropoda, Insecta, Hymenoptera, Formicidae. The record is from RefSeq and is a predicted model, not a curated record. The coding region runs from base 170 to 334 and encodes 54 amino acids. Gene Ontology annotation, cellular component: mitochondrial outer membrane translocase complex. Gene Ontology annotation, biological process: protein import into mitochondrial matrix. The transcript has 3 exons.
UGUUGUGACGACGAACAAAAGCGUGCGUAGUUGGCAACUCGCCGCCAGAGGUCGAUUUUGUUCGCUCCGCCGGCGGCCCGCUCCAGACUCCAGGCAACUCCGGACUCCAGGCUGAUCUGUCAGCGUUAUAAGGAACUUGACGACGUUCGCGCGAAGCACGCGUAUCAAAAUGGUUUUAAGUCCGACCGCGAAACAGAGAGUGGCCAUCGUCCUGAACGUGAGCAAAUUCGUGUUCCAAUGGGGCUUCAUUCCUUCCAUCAUCUUUUUAGGAUUCAGGAAGGGUGCAGACCCAGGCAUGCCCGAGCUAACCCUCAUGAACUUAUUGUGGCAGUAAACCCCGUCUCGGUCCUCUCUACCGGCGAACGCACGUCCCGAGAGAAGUCAUGGGUACAUUGAUGUUACGUGGAUAGGUUUAUUUGAGGUUAUGACGCAAUGUUUCCAGUUACCGGAGCGGCAGGCUCUGUACCUUGCUAAAUAAAUGUUGCAUUGUUUUUUAUUAAAA